AACGAACCAUGGUUCAUGCGCUUAAAUUCCUCUGGAGAAGUACCCGUCCUGAUCCAUGGGGAAAACAUCAUUUGUGAGGCAACACAGAUUAUUGAUUACCUUGAAGCAACGUUUGUAGAUGAGGAAGUACCAAAAUUAAUGCCAGAAGAAGGGAGCAUGUAUUAUCCAAGGGUGCAACACUAUAGAGAGCUUUUAGACUCCUUGCCUAUGGAUGCCUACACGCACGGCUGCAUCCUGCACCCUGAGUUAACAGUGGACUCCAUGAUUCCAGCCUAUGCUACCAGCAGAAUUCGUAGCCAAAUAAGUAACACAGAAUCAGAGUUGAAGAAACUUGCGGAAGAAAAUCCAGACCUUCAAGAUGCCUAUAUAGCAAAACAGAAGCGUCUUAAAUCUAAACUGCUGGAUCAUGAUAAUAUAAAAUACCUAAAGAAAAUACUGGAUGAACUGGAAAAAGUUUUGGAUCAGGUUGAGACUGAAUUGCAGCGGCGAAAUGAGGAGACACCCGAAGAUGAAAAUCAGCCUUGGCUCUGUGGUGAUUUCUUCAGUCUGGCAGAUGUAUCACUUGCUGUCACAUUACAUCGCCUGAAGUUUCUGGGAUUAGCAAGAAGAAACUGGGGAAACGGAAAGCGGCCCAACUUGGAAGCCUAUUAUGAGCGUGUCCUGAAGAGAAAAGCAUUUUACAAAGUUUUAGGACAUGUCAACAAUAUAUUAAUCUCAGCCGUUCUGCCAACAGCGUUCCGCGUGGCCAAGAAAAGGGCACCCAGGGUUCUCGGCGCCACCCUGCUGGUCAGCACGUUGGCGGGAAUGGGUUAUCUUGCUUUCAUGUGUCUUCGGAAGAGGUUUGCCAACAUAAUGUUAUCGAUUAGAACCAGGCAAAGUUAUUUUUAGACCUGUCUGUCCCUGGUGGUGAAUGGAG
This is a messenger RNA of Gavia stellata (red-throated loon), 916 nucleotides long. It is a transcript of the gene GDAP1, whose product is annotated as ganglioside induced differentiation associated protein 1. The transcript has 5 exons. Gene Ontology annotation, cellular component: mitochondrial outer membrane. Gene Ontology annotation, biological process: mitochondrial fission; mitochondrial fusion. The coding region runs from base 16 to 888 and encodes 290 amino acids. The record is from RefSeq and is a predicted model, not a curated record. Lineage: Eukaryota; Metazoa; Chordata; Aves; Gaviiformes; Gaviidae.